AUGGUUUCCAAGAGAAGGUCCAAUGGUGGCAUUAAGACUUUCCAUGUUCAUGAUCUAUUAAGAGAUUUAUGUGUCCAGAAAGCCAAGGAUGAGAAGUUCUUGCAGCCGAGUUGCGGAUAUUCACAAAUUUCUACUUCACCAAGAACUCGACCAAUCCUCUAUCACUACUUCAAUGCUGGUAAAGAACUAAGAGCUGGCAUUCAAGCCUACAGGAUUCCAGAUUAUUGUAAAUGCUUUCACUCUUACUGUUUUCACUCUUUCAAGAAAAAUGAUGUCAUCUUGCACAGAAGCAUAUUUACAGACUGGAGAAGGUCAUUUGUGUAUAAACUUCUCAGGGUGUUGGAUUUAGGAUAUAUGAUGCUAGAAGACUUUCCAAUGGAGAUAGUAAAACUAGUUCAUUUGAAGUACUUGGCACUUCUGAUUUACAGCAUUAGGAAGUUGCCACCCCUGUCUAGCCUGUGGAAUCUCGAGACCUUUAUCCUUGAUACAGAGAAGGGACAAAGGGUUAUCUUACCUCAAGAUAUUUGGAGAAUGAUAAAGUUGAGGCAUUUGCAUAUUUCAGGGGAACUAGAUUUCCAAAGUACCUCUUUGACUUCUUCAACUAUUUCUGUGCUAUGCAAUCUGCAAUCUAUUUCCCAUCUAUGUCCUUCAGGUUCAAUUCAGGAUGUUCUGGCAAGAAUUCCCAAUGUCACAAAUUUAGCAUGCCAUCUAACUUUAUCAAACACAACUGAACACCUUGAAUUCCCUGAUCUUUCUAGUUUGGAACUGCUAGAAACAUUGAAGUUUCAUUAUCAGACAUUUGGCAUGGUACCAUUCAGCGUCCCUGAACCAAGUAAAUUUCCUCCACAUUUGAAGAAGCUGACUCUGAUAGGUAGUCAUAUAGACUGGAAAGGAAUGUCAGUCAUUGGGAUGCUACCAAACUUGGAGAUUCUGAAAAUAAAGGACAAUUUCUUCAAUGGACCAAAAUGGGAAACAGGCGAUGAGGGGUUUUGUCAUCUCAAGUUCUUGAAACUUUCACACACAGAUCUUCAGCAAUGGAUUGCCUCAAGCAGCAGCUUCCCUUGCCUUGAGCAAUUGGUGUUAAAUGGAUGUCUAGAUUUGGAGGAAAUACCAUCUAGCUUUGAAGAGAUCUAUACACUUGAGAUAAUUGAGGUAUAUCAUUCAUCUCAGUCUCUGGCAGAUUCAGCUAGGCGAAUUCAAGAAUCACAGAGAUACAUGGGCAACGAUGAAUUGAAGGUCUUGAUCCACCCCAACUUUGAAGAGGAAUAG
Messenger RNA from Coffea eugenioides, 1269 nucleotides. Its product is annotated as putative late blight resistance protein homolog R1B-14. The transcript has a single exon. NCBI's taxonomy places the organism in Eukaryota, Viridiplantae, Streptophyta, Magnoliopsida, Gentianales, Rubiaceae. Bases 1 to 1269 code for a protein of 422 amino acids. Gene Ontology annotation, molecular function: alpha-tubulin binding. The record is from RefSeq and is a predicted model, not a curated record. Gene Ontology annotation, biological process: protein folding.